Hemibagrus wyckioides is the source of this 4336-nucleotide messenger RNA. Its product is annotated as myosin-9-like. The transcript is spliced from 33 exons. Lineage: Eukaryota; Metazoa; Chordata; Actinopteri; Siluriformes; Bagridae. The record is from RefSeq and is a predicted model, not a curated record. Gene Ontology annotation, biological process: regulation of DNA-templated transcription. Bases 105 to 4187 code for a protein of 1360 amino acids.
UACGACACGAAGCUUUCAUAUCGCUACGGACCUUUGUGUGGAUACCCGUGUUUUCUUACUGGCCGUUUGUUUGUUUGAGAAACACUAUAAUAAAAGCGAAAAAAAUGUUUGGUUCACUUCACCAACAAGAAGAUAAACAUCCAAAGCGCCCCCUUCUGUCGGCGGAUGGUGUUGCAGCCACUUGUCGUUACAUUAGAGGCAAUCUUAACCAUUGGGAGAAAAUGACUGUGACCGAAGAUGCAGUGCAGGACCAGGCAGUGGGACCUGUUCUGGACCAAUCUCCUCCUAAAUGCUCCAGAGCUCCUGAGCUGGAAGACAGAGUGAUGGAGCUGGAGAGACUGCUCUAUGAGGCAAACAGAGAAUGUAAGCAGCAGAGGCUGUCUCACAUCAUUCUGCAAGCACAGAACAACAAGAUGGAGAAAAUAUUCCAACAGAAGGAGAUGCUUCUGGAGGCAUCUCUGGCUGAUGCCCAGCAGAAGCACCAGAAGGCUCUGGAGUCCAUCAUUCAGCUGGAGGAAGAGAAGUCAGAGCUGACAAAGCUGGUGAACACUCAGUUUUCCAGAGAGCUGGAGCAGGGAAAAGAGCUUGAUGAGCUACAGAAAGAGCAUGCGCAAAAGCAGGAGGCCCACAAUGCUCUGCUGUUGGAAAAGGAAGAGAUGGUGAUGGAGCUGACACGCAAAGAGGAAGUGCUGAAGGCAUCUCUGGCUGAUGCUGAGCUGAAGAACCAGAAGGCUCUGGAGUCUAUCAGUCAGCUGGAGGAAGAGAAAUCAGAGCUGACCAAAAGGGUGAACAAACUGCGUUCCACAGUGCAGGAGCUGGGAGAAGAGCUCUGUAACUGUCACUCUGAUAUUGAUGAGCUACGGAUAGAGAAUGAGCAAAAGCAAGAGGCUCACAGCACCCUGCUGUUGGAACAUGAAAAGUUGAAGAAGGAUUUGACACACACAACGGAAAUGCUGAAGGCGUCUCUGGCUGAUGCUGACCUGAAGAACCAGAAGGCUCUGGAGUCCAUCAGUCAGCUGGAGGAAGAGAAAUCAGAGCUGACCAAAAGGGUGAACAAACUGCGUUCCACAGUGCAGGAGCUGGGAGAAGAGCUCUCUUACUGUCACUCUGAUAUUGAUGAGCUACAGAUAGAGCAUGCACAAAAGCAAGAGGCCCACAAUGCUCUGCUGUUGGAAAAGGAAGAGAUGGUGAUGGAGCUGACAUGCAAAGAGGAAGUGCUGAAGGCGUCUCUGGCUGAUGCUGAGCUGAAGAACCAGAAGGCUCUGGAGUCCAUCAGUCAGCUGGAGGAAGAGAAAUCGGAGCUGACGAAAAGGGUGAACAAACUGCGUUCCACAGUGCAGGAGCUGGGAGAAGAGCUCUGUAACUGUCACUUUCAGAUUGAUGAGCUACAGAUAGAGCAUGAGCAAAACCAGGAGGCCCACCGCACCCUGCUGUUAGAAAAUGAAAAGCUAAAGAAGGAGCUGACAGACACAAAGGAAGUGCUGAAGGUGUCUCUGGCUGAUGCUGAGCUGAAGAACCAGAAGGAUCUGGAGUCCAUCAGUCAGCUGGAGGAAGAGAAAUCAGAGCUGAAGAAAAGGGUGAACAAACUGCGUUCCACAGUGCAGGAGCUGGGAGAAGAGCUCUGCAACUGUCACUCUGAUAUUGAUGAGCUACAGAUAGAGAAUGAGCAAAAGCAAGAGGCUCACAGCACCCUGCUGUUGGAAUAUGAAGAGAUGAAGAAGGAGUUGACACACACAACAGAAGUGCUGAAGGCGUCUCUGGCUGAUGCUGAGUUGAAGAUCCAGACGGGUCUAGAGUCCAUCAGUCAGCUGGAGGAAGAGAAAUCAGAGCUGAUGAACCUGGUGGCCACACUGCGUUCCACAGUGCAGGAGCUGGGAGAAGAGCUCUGCAACUGUCACUCUGAUAUUGAUGAGCUACAGAUAGAGAAUGAGCAAAAGCAAGAGGCUCAUAGCACCCUGCUGUUGGAAUAUGAAGAGAUGAAGAAGGAGUUGACACACACAACAGAAGUGCUGAAGGCGUCUCUGGCUGAUGCUGAGUUGAAGAUCCAGACGGGUCUAGAGUCCAUCAGUCAGCUGGAGGAAGAGAAAUCAGAGCUGACGAACCUGGUGGCCACACUGCGUUCCACAGUGCAGGAGCUGGGAGAAGAGCUCUGCAACUGUCACUCUGAUAUUGAUGAGCUACAGAUAUUAUGUGGUCAAAGCCAGGAUACCAAUAGUGUCCUGCUGUUGGAUUAUGAAGAGAUGAAGAAGGAGCUGACAGACACAAAGGAAAUGCUGAAGGCGUCUCUGGCUGAUGCUGAGCUGAAGAACCAGAAGGCUCUGGAGUCCAUCAGUCAGCUGGAAGAAGAGAAAUCAGAGCUGACGAAAAGGGUGAACAAACUGCGUUCCACAGUGCAGGAGCUGGGAGAAGAGCUCUGUAACUGUCACUCUGAUAUUGAUGAGCUACAGAUAGAGCAUGAGCAAACCCAGGAGGCCCACCGCACCCUGCUGUUAGAAAAUGAAAAGCUAAAGAAGGAGCUGACAGACACAAAGGAAGUGCUGAAGGUGUCUCUGGCUUAUGCUGAGCUGAAGAACCAGAAGGAUCUGGAGUCCAUCAGUCAGCUGGAGGAAGAGAAAUCAGAGCUGACGAAAAGGGUGAACAAACUGCGUUCCACAGUGCAGGAGCUGGGAGAAGAGCUCUGCAACUGUCACUCUGAUAUUGAUGAGCUACAGAUAGAGAAUGAGCAAAAGCAAGAGGCUCACAGCACCCUGCUGUUGGAAUAUGAAGAGAUGAAGAAGGAGUUGACAAACACAAAGGAAGUGCUGAAGGCGUCUCUGGCUGAUGCUGAGUUGAAGAUCCAGAAGGGUCUAGAGUCCAUCAGUCAGCUGGAGGAAGAGAAAUCAGAGCUGACGAACCUGGUGGCCACACUGCGUUCCACAGUGCAGGAGCAGGGAGAAGAACUCUGUAACUGUAACCUUCAGAUUGAUGAGCUACAGAUAUUAUGUGGUCAAAGCCAGGAUACCAAUAGUGUCCUGCUGUUGGAAUAUGAAGAGAUGAAGAAGGAGCUGACAGACACAAAGGAAGUGCUGAAGGCGUCUCUGGCUGAUGCUGAGCUGAAGAACCAGAAGGCUCUGGAGUCCAUCAGUCAGCUGGAAGAAGAGAAAUCAGAGCUGAAGAAAAGGGUGAACAAACUACGUUCCACAGUGCAGGAGCUAGGAGAAGAGCUCUGUAACUGUCACUCUGAUAUUGAUGAGCUACAGGAUGAGAAUGAGCAAAAGCAAGAGGCUCACAGCACCCUGCUGUUGGAAUAUGAAGUGAUGAAGAAGGAGUUGACACACACAACAGAAUUACUGAAGGCGUCUCUGGCUGAUGCUGAGCUGAAGAACCAGAAGGCUCUGGAGUCCAUCAUUCAGCUGGAGGAAGAGAAAUCAGAGCUGAACAAAAGGGUGAACAAACUGCGUUCCACAGUGCAGGAGCUGGGAGAACAGCUCUGUAACUGUCACCUUCAGAUUGAUGAGCUACAGGACGAGAAUGAGCAAAAGCAAGAGGCUCACAGCACCCUGCUGUUGGAAUAUGAAGUGAUGAAGAAGGAUUUGACACACACAACGGAACUGCUGAAGGUGUCUCUGGCUGAUGCUGAGCUGAAGAACCAGAAGGCUCUGGAGUCCAUCAUUCAGCUGGAGGAAGAGAAAUCAGAGCUGACGAAAAGGGUGAACAAACUGCGUUCCACAGUGCAGGAGCUGGGAGAACAGCUCUGUAACUGUCACCUUCAGAUUGAUGAGCUACAGGACGAGAAUGAGCAAAAGCAAGAGGCUCACAGCACCCUGCUGUUGCAAUAUGAAGUGAUGAAGAAGGAGUUGACACACACAACGGAACUGCUGAAGGCGUCUCUGGCUGAUGCUGAGCUGAAGAACCAGAAGGCUCUGGAGUCCAUCAGUCAGCUGGAGGAAGAGAAAUCAGAGCUGACGAAAAGUGUGAACAAAUUGUGUUCCACAGUGCAGGAGCUGGAAGAAGAGCUUUAUCAGUCUCUUUCUGGGAGUGAUGAGGGACAGAACGAGCAGGAGCAAAAUCAGGAGGCCCACAGUGCUCUGCUGUUGGAAAAGCAAGAGAUGGUGAUGGACCUGACACGCAAAGAGGAAGUGCUGAAGGAGUCUGAGCAGCAGCAACAAGCUCAUGUCAGAGUGUUAGCAGAUGAAGAGGACCACUGAACUGUAUGAAAAGGAGUUUGAGGAACAGCAAUAGACUUACACCACUGUCAAAGUCUAAGCAGAUGAAAAAGAGAAGCUAACACAAUAAAAUAAAUUGUUCAUAAUUUGUCUUUUCAUUGCCUUCUGUAAUGAAACAGCAGUGGCAUUAG